This is a messenger RNA of Wyeomyia smithii (pitcher-plant mosquito), 3665 nucleotides long. RefSeq lists its product as uncharacterized. NCBI's taxonomy places the organism in Eukaryota, Metazoa, Arthropoda, Insecta, Diptera, Culicidae. The record is from RefSeq and is a predicted model, not a curated record. The coding region runs from base 733 to 2787 and encodes 684 amino acids. The transcript has 4 exons.
CCGGUAUGUGUCGCGCUGCCAAAGGUUUGGGGAAGAAACAACGUUCAAACUUGAUCUGUAUAAUAGCAUUGUGGGGUUUAAUUUUGAUGGCAUUUAGCGAAUUAACGUCGAGCUCGUCAGGUGGUUGUAGGUUUGUUUUGUGUUGGAAAAAAGUUUUCGAUUUUUUUUUCUCCGGUGGCAGCCUAGGUGAAAGGUUGCAGCGCCGAGUGUAAAAUCACGGCCGAACGAUCGUGCCAUUCGAUUGCCCAAGGAAGCUGACGCGAACGGAAGGAAAAAUCCUAAACGGUUCUGCAGUCGGACGAAACAAAGCGAAAAAAUAUAAAGUGGAAACGAGCGUGACUGGAAUACGAAACGGGGGAUAAGUGGCGAAGCGGAGUUUAAAAACGAUUACCUGUUGUUCUUUUUCUGUUAUCUGUGCCAAUCGUGUCGUGUAUAUUUCGACCGAUAGUGUAAAAAGAAGUUUGUUUUGGGCACUGUGCUAACGAUCGGAAGAAUCAACCGAAAAGUGGUGCCUGUACUAGGCGACAAUUUUCCUAAAAGGUGCUCGUGUCGGAAACUGAGAAUACGAAAAAUUUAACGUGACAGCAGUUAGACAGUUGGAGAACGCUAAGCCUCGUGAGGAUUAUUGACCCGGUAGUGUGAGGUGUGCCGAAAGGAACAGUGUUUAGCAACGGACCAGGCUGCUCAAAACGAAACACACGUCGUCGGGAGGAUAAAAUUUGCAAUUCGAAAAUGCUGCGACCGACAGCAUUACUAAUCUAUGCGCUGGUGCUCACGCGGGCGACCCAAGCAGUCGUCAACGGUGAUGCUCAGCGCCGGGAGGCACCGAUCGCCGAUUCCUACGGAGUGCCACCCUCUUCGCCCGGGGCCUCAGGUCCGGAGCAGCCAGCUCCAGUGUACGGACAACCGGCAGUUGCUCACUAUCCACCCCCACCUCCGGACGUGCCCCCACCUGCACCGAUCGGCGUACCACACAAGGAGUACGGCGUUCCCGUGCAAAACUUUGGCCCUCCCACGAUCAACAUCGAAUACGGACCACCGCAGCCAUCCAAACCGCACUUCCACCAUCCCCCGAAACCGGUCUACGGUCCACCCCAGCAGUCGUUCGGCCCUCCUCCUCCUCAUCACUCGUACGGUCCCCCACCAAAGAAACAAUCUUCCUUCCUUGACUCCCUGUUUUCAACAUUUGGCUUUGGAGGAGGAGAAGAACAUCAUCAUCACCAUCAUCAACCACCCCAGCAACACUAUGGCCCUCCUCCUCGACCGGUUUACGGACCACCCGCACAGUCAAUUCCGAAACCAUCUUACGGAGCACCAGCCCUUCCACAGCCCGCUCCCUUGUACGGUCCUCCACCAAAGCCAUCCUACGGCCCACCAAAGCCUGUAUACGGACCUCCGAAACCUAUCUUCAGCGCACAGCAAUCCUUCGGUCAUCAUUCGUCCGUUCACGUUCCUCCAACACCUCCCGAGAUCAAAUGUGACGGAUGGAAGCCGAUUGCCGGUCCCGUCGUUCAAUCCAGCCAAGUUGAAAUUCACGCACCGGAAUCCUCUUAUGGACCACCACCCAGCGGUGAUUUCUUGGCCAACCAUCAGCAGUCCGCGUCCGCAGAGGUAGGUUUGCAAUUACCCCGACUAGAGCCGGGACCAUCGUUCAACAACGAUCUCCACAGUGGCCUGGAACUGAACAAGGGAAAUAGUUUUGAGAUUCACUCGAAUUUCAUCACUGACUCUUACGGAGCUCCGCUACCGGAUUCGUACGCCCCCGGCAAGUACAAGCCUUCUUUCGCAAAGCCCUUACCUCCACCACCUAAACUUCAGUUACCACCCGCUGGCCUGUACGGACCACCCCAUCGUCCCGCACCCUACCCGGUUCACGGUUUGGGCAUCUCCCACGGAAGCGUCAGUGGCCAGUUGAAGCAAUGGUCUGGUCCAGUUGCUCCACCACGUCAACCGAUAGCCUACCGACCACCGGUUCCAAAGGGACUCAUCGAAUCCAUCGGACACACGGUGGAACAUUUGGAUAAUUUCGGCACUAAACCACACUAUUCCGGUGAUGUUUAUCUGCCCCCACCAACCAGUGACGUAGCCACUGCUCUGCCAGCACUCGAACUCAACACCCUACCAUCCGAUCAACCGCCGAAACCAUUCCUAACCCAACACCAACUGCCAGAAGCUCUAGCACAAGUUCAGCAACCACGCUACCAGGAACAGCAAAUUGUUGCCGUAGCUAAUGAAUGUGGACACGGUCCGGAACUGGCAUCGUAUGGCGCAAGUGAUGGUCAAGCCAGCUAUUUCGGAACAACAGGCUCCCAGUCAUACAGCAGUAGCAAUUCGAACAGUUUGGACUCAAGCUAUGGACCACCCGCAUCCGGUUCUAUAGGAGAGUACCGCAGCGGACACCAGCUGGUCAGCAGUGAAUCCGUUUCCACAUCCAACCUUCCCGGUUUAAGCGAUGGUCUCGGUGGGCUGGAGCUGGUUUCUGCUCAGAAAUCACAUAGUCUCUCAAUUCCUGUUCAAGGAAAGCUAGGCUCCUACCAAUUGCAGUUCCAGUCAGCCGAUCCAUCCGGCUCCCACCACGGAGAGGCUGCCCCUCAUGAACAAAUUCUAUCGGAAGGACUUCUGCAAUCAAUUUUAUCGGCCAUCGAACAACCACAGUCUAACUACCAACCGGAAGAGUCAUCAUAUGACCCAAACACCGAUCACAGCGAAGUGUCCGUGUUUCUGAAAAGUCCCGAAGGUCAAAAGACUCUCGCGGAUCCUCCCAGCGGGCCGAACCAUAAGCGAUAAGUGAGGAUUGAUUUCUUCAAGUAGUAACCCUAGUUAGGCAGUGCGUGCGUGUGUGUAUGUUUAUGCGCCAUAAUAAUUUCACCAUUUACUAGUUUCAACUCGGUUAUCGAUUCGGAGCCUUUCAAUCUCCCAAGUGAUACCGAUUUUUAUUUAUUUUCAUACUUCCCUGCUGCGAGUGAAUGCGAAACGAAAGUAUCGAACUGGAUCAAACAGGGCCAGGGGCCAACAGAGUUACCAUGUGUGUAGCGAGUGUGCCUUCCGUUUGCGAACGGUGUUCAAGUGCUGCAAUUUUUUAGAGAAAAAUACUCUAGCUUAAGAACGACAGCGAGAAAUCCGCCCCGAAGAGCAUCGAACAACGAGAGCAAACGACGAACGUCUCAACGAUAGCAAGUAGGAUAAUGAUGAAUUAAGAUGUUGACGAGAUUGUCGAGUGACAGGUGGUGUCAGGCAAAUGAUGUCCGAUACCGCCACCGUCGCCACGAGAUGGGUCACGUAGCAAAGUAUUAUAUUUAUCGGCAGAUCGAGGUGUUGGGAAAUGUUAAAUCAUCAUUGACGAAGGUAGCAAUUAGUAAUGAAAAGCUAUGGAAAGAGAGCAUGUGCGUGUGUGUGUGUUCGCGUUUAUCAUAAAUAGCGUUUUAAUUACCGGCAUGCAUUGUGAAGGCAUGUGCCGGGUGGGCUCGGCUUGACUCGGAAGGAUUAAUCAUGCCGAGCCGGUUGGAUGUGUGUAUAUUUAUUGAAGCUUUUAGGAGGGACGGCGUAAAAUGUAACAAUUACGAAGGAAUACGGAUAACGUAUAACUUAUAGGCAGCCAUGCGCGGUCUGUGUACCGGAGCUUGGGUCGAUUUGCAAUUACCGAUGUGGAGGAGAAGCUGGAAUAA